AUUGUGUCUGGAGUCAAGUAUGUAAUGAAAGUUGAGAUUGGCCGGACAACUUGCCCAAAACCAGCAACUAAUCUCCAGAGCUGCGCUUUCCAUGAUGCACCGCAGAUGGCUAAGCAUGCCAUUUGUGACUUCGUAGUGUACACUGUUCCUUGGUUAAACCAAAUCAAACUACUGCAGAGUAAAUGCGAAUAA
Pelecanus crispus (Dalmatian pelican) is the source of this 192-nucleotide messenger RNA. NCBI's taxonomy places the organism in Eukaryota, Metazoa, Chordata, Aves, Pelecaniformes, Pelecanidae. The record is from RefSeq and is a predicted model, not a curated record.